CUAAUACGGAGCAUUUGACCUUCCGUCUCUACAGCUGAAUCUCCUGAUACCAGGAUUAGGAAAGAGUAAGCAAAUGGGUGUCACACCUCCGAAGCUCCUCCCUUGGUUCAAGGCUUGCGUGUUUUAAGGGUCCUUGUCGCCUCAGCAGUGGAUUGUUCUUGUGAACUUCAGAACGGUUUUCAUGUGGUGCUUGCUGAACGUUGAGUCACCAUGAGUAGUAAUCUAGGAAAAGAAAAAGACUGUAAAGAGAAGGAUCCAAAAGUCCCAUCGUCAAAAGAAAGGGAAAAGGAGGCCAAGGCCUCUGGAGGAUUUGGGAAGGACAGCAAAGAAAAGGAGCCUAAGACCAAAGGGAAAGAUGCCAAAGAUGGAAAGAAGGACUCCAGCAGCACGCAGCCUGGGGUAGCUUUUUCAGUGGACAAUACGAUAAAAAGACCUAAUCCAGCCACAGGUACCCGCAAAAAAUCCAGCAAUGCUGAAGUGAUCAAAGAGCUAAAUAAAUGCCGGGAAGAGAAUUCUAUGCGCUUGGACUUGUCCAAGAGGUCUAUACACAUGCUUCCAUCAGCUGUCAAAGAGCUAACGCAGUUAACAGAACUUUAUUUAUACAGUAACAAACUGCAGUCCCUACCAGCUGAGGUGGGCUGUCUUGUGAACCUGAUGACACUGGCCCUGAGUGAAAACUCGCUCACCAGUUUGCCUGACUCUCUUGAUAACUUGAAGAAACUGCGCAUGCUUGACCUGCGGCAUAACAAACUUAGAGAAAUCCCUUCGGUGGUGUACAGGCUAAGCUCUCUCGCCACUCUUUACCUACGCUUUAAUCGUAUAACUACUGUGGAAAAGGAUAUCAAAAACUUGUUAAAACUCACCAUGCUUAGCAUACGAGAGAACAAAAUCAAGCAACUACCUGCUGAGAUUGGUGAGUUGUGUAACCUCAUAACGCUGGAUGUAGCGCACAAUCAGCUUGAACACCUUCCAGAAGAGAUUGGAAGCUGCACGCAGAUCACCAACCUUGACUUGCAGCACAAUGAGCUCUUGGACCUGCCAGAAACUAUAGGAAAUCUGUCCAGCCUAAGUCGUCUUGGCCUGAGGUACAAUAGGCUGUCAGCAAUUCCGAAGUCUCUAGCUAAAUGCAGUGAACUCGAUGAACUGAACCUGGAGAACAACAACAUUUCUACUUUACCAGAGGGUCUUUUAUCCAGCCUUGUCAAACUGACUAGUUUAACGCUGGCCAGGAACUGCUUCCAGUCCUAUCCCGUGGGUGGCCCGUCCCAGUUCUCCACAAUCUACUCUCUCAAUAUGGAGCACAACCGCAUCAAUAAAAUCCCCUUUGGAAUUUUCUCUAGAGCUAAAGUGUUAAGUAAGCUGAACAUGAAGGACAAUCAGCUGACCUCUCUCCCCUUGGACUUCGGGACUUGGACUAGUAUGGUAGAACUGAACUUAGCGACUAAUCAGCUCACAAAAAUCCCUGAGGAUGUAUCUGGGCUUGUUUCUCUUGAGGUUCUUAUCUUGUCAAACAAUCUACUAAAGAAACUUCCCCAUGGAAUUGGAAAUCUACGGAAACUCCGAGAGCUAGAUCUAGAGGAAAACAAACUGGAAUCCUUGCCAAAUGAAAUAGCUUACCUCAAGGAUCUGCAGAAAUUGGUUCUGACUAAUAAUCAGUUGACCACCCUUCCCAGAGGUAUCGGUCACCUUACCAAUCUGACGCACCUUGGGCUUGGAGAGAAUCUUCUCACACACCUUCCUGAGGAAAUUGGUACACUGGAGAAUCUGGAAGAACUGUAUUUGAAUGACAACCCCAAUCUGCACAGCCUUCCCUUUGAGCUGGCUCUUUGCAGCAAACUGUCAAUAAUGAGUAUUGAGAACUGUCCGCUCAGCCACCUUCCACCUCAGAUUGUUGCAGGAGGACCCUCCUUCAUCAUUCAGUUCCUAAAAAUGCAGGGACCAUAUCGUGCCAUGGUCUGAUGCUAAUCGGAUUGUCCAAUACACUGUACAAAAUACAA
Messenger RNA from Eurypyga helias (sunbittern), 1997 nucleotides. RefSeq names its product soc-2 suppressor of clear homolog (C. elegans) (gene SHOC2). NCBI's taxonomy places the organism in Eukaryota, Metazoa, Chordata, Aves, Eurypygiformes, Eurypygidae. The transcript is spliced from 8 exons. The record is from RefSeq and is a predicted model, not a curated record. Bases 211 to 1959 code for a protein of 582 amino acids. Gene Ontology annotation, molecular function: protein binding.